AUGAAGCUGUUUGCUGUGUUGAUAUUCCUUCGCACAGCAAGCAUCCAUGCAGUAAAGACUUCAUACAGCCGAUCGUGGGGUGCUGCAUGGCCGAAAGAUCCUUUCGCAUCUGACAACCUGGUCUCCAAGACCAUGUUCGAUGAAGGCCGAUUGACUGGCAGGGCCGAUGCGGAGACGUAUGACAGGGCAUUCGAUGAGUGGGACACGGACUCCGACGAUACCCUCUCUGAAGAGGAGCUGGUCCAGGGACUAAAGUCUGGCCGCGGUGGCCUUUCUGGCCCUCUUGGAAUUCUUGCAGCUUCGGAUCCUUCUCGGCAGUUCCACCUCCUUGAUGCAGAUGGGGAUGGCGUCAUCUCGCGCACCGAAUUCGGUAACAGUGCUGUGCAGGCGGUGCAGGCGAUGGCUGAGCCGCCGGCAUCAUCUAUCCAUUCCUGUAUUGCGCCGGAGAUAAAGGACGGAGAUGGUUACCUCAUCACAGAGAUUUCUUUGGACAUGGCAAGCUUCAAUGUCUUGGCAUCUUGUGGCCCCGGACAUUUGGGGCGUGCCUCUGCUACUCCAUGCUCGCGUGCCGGCCUGCCCUACAGCCUGCAGGGAUGCCAUCUGGGGCAAGGAGAACUGGCGCCGGCCUCCUUUUCCUUGGAGGGUGCGAGAGCCGGAGAGGUCGGAGAGGAGUGCCGUCCCGGAUUCCACCGCAAGGGAUCCGAGUGCUUGCCAUUUAUUUGCAAUGCUGGCAAAGGCUGCAAAGUGUGCAUCCAGCAAAGCCUUCGAACUCGAGACGACCAGUGCUCUGAGUGUGAGCCUGGACACAAGAAGACGCUGGAUGAUGUGUGCGAGCCAUAUUCGUGCCUUACAGGCGAGGCAGCUGCCUGCAAAGUUUGCCGGCCACAGGAGGAGCGCACUGCCGAUGGACAGUGCAGUGAGUGCAAUGAUGGUUACGAGAUGAAUGAAGCUCACUCUUGCGGGUCAUUCACAUGCAGCACCGGACCGGAUGAGGCAUGCAAGGUUUGUCGAGGUGAGGUUGCAGACAAGGGCCACCAACCAUUGGUGGCAAAAGCCUCUACCGGCAUGUCAUGCCCUGAUUCACGGAAGCUCGUCAUCUACACCAGCAACAAACUAAUCUCUCCUGCAAACUGUGCCAACGCUGUGUGCAACGACAAUCGAUGCGGGCAGGGGCAGUUUGAGAUUCUCGACACCGGCUCAAGCUUCUGGGAAUGCUCCUGCAUCAAGUCUGGCGAGAAGUGCGAAGAUGGUCAUCGGAAGCCCUCUGCGGGAACAGCAUCCUACAGUCUCGAGGAAUGCAAGGCGCCAGUCAACCAAGCUUUGACCGCAAACAAUCAAUGUGCAGAAUGCAAUCCUGGCUACCUGCUGGGAGACGACAUGCUAUGCAAGCCUUUCACCUGCCUCGAGGGCCCAGGGGCUCUUUGCAAGCUUUGCUCCGACCAGUCGAAGAGGACUGGUCAAAACCAGUGCUCUUUGUGCAAUCCUGGCUACUCCCUGGCUGGGGAUCUUACCUGCAAGCCGUACACCUGCGAGACCGGAGCUGCUGAUGCCUGCAAAACUUGCAGAGUCGAAGGGGACAGGACGGGGCACAGUCAGUGCGCUGAGUGCAACCCCGGCUACGGCCUGACAUCUGAAGCCUCCUGCGAGAUUUUCACCUGCACCGCAGGUACCGGUUCCUCAUGCAGAACAUGCGAGGAUGUGGCCCUUAGAACAAGCAGGAACCAGUGUGCUGAAUGCAACCGAGGAUUCCUCCUGGCAGAUGACUCUACAUGCCAGCCAAUUCUCUGCGAAACUGGGCCCGAGGCACUUUGCAAGAAAUGCCAGAAUCCGAAAGACAGCACGGCAGAUGACCAGUGCAUCGAAUGCAACGCCGGCUAUCAGCUGACCGCGGACUUCAAAUGUAGUCCCUUCACCUGCUCCACCGGGCCAAGCACAGGAUGCAAACUUUGCAGAGGCGAGUCGAAAAGGACAGCGAAUGAGCAGUGCCAAGAGUGUCAGCCUGGGUAUUCGCUGACGGUCGACCACUAUUGCGAGCCCUUCGUUUGCGAUGAGGGACCUGGUACACUUUGCAAACGAUGCUUGGACAUGGACAUGCGGACCGCAGAUGACCAGUGCGCGGAGUGCAACCCCGGCUAUGCUCUGACAGAGGACUUAAUGUGCUCAGUUUUGCAGUGUUCCACGGGGACUGGCGCUUCCUGUAAAGUUUGCAAAGACGUCGCCCAAGCUACUGGGCCAAACCAAUGCAGCCAGUGCAAUGAUGGAUUCGAACUUCUUGCCGAUGGGACAUGCCGACAGUACAGCUGUCGGACUGGAUCCGGAAACAUGUGCAAGGUGUGCAGGGACCCCAGGCAUCGGAGAGCUCACAGUCAAUGUGCAGCUUGCAAUGAAGGAUACGCACUCAAUGAGGAGGGCUUGUGUGUCCUGUCUCCGUGCAGCUCCCACAAAGAAUCCAGCUGCCAAACUUGUGGUUCUGGCGACGAAUGCCAGAAGUGUCGUCCAGGGUAUCAGCUGACACCAUCCUUUGCUUGCCGUCUGUGGUUUUGCAGGACCGGAGGUGGAUCUUUGUGCAAAAGUUGCAGAGCACCAUUGCUAAGAACCGCUCCAGAUCAGUGUGAGUCCUGCAAUCCCGGCUUCGCUUUGUCGGGUGCGAAAUGCCAACCCUUCAGCUGCCAAGCUGCGUCGGGGCCGGGAUGCAAGAAGUGCAGGUCUCAAAGCGAACGCACCGCAGAAAAUCAAUGCGACGAGUGCAAUGCGGGCUACGUGCUCAACCAGGAUGACUUCACCUGCUCCAAGUACUUGUGCAGCACUGGUCAGGGACCGGCAUGUAAAACCUGCAAGCCCUCUGCUGACUUGACUGCUGACGACCAGUGUGAAGCUUGCAACCCUGGCUAUGGCUUGACUGCGGACUUUCAAUGCCAGCCCCUGUUGUGCGCCGAGGGGGAGGGGUCGAAGUGCGCAAUUUGCCGGGAGAGACUGGACAGAACGAAACCUGGACAAUGCCUGGCGUGCAACCCCGGACAUACCCUGUCGGCGGACUUCAAGUGUGUGGCAAUCGAAUGCCGAGUGGGUGACAGCAGCACAGACUGCAAAGUCUGUGCAGCAGUGGCUGACAGGACGACCAAGAAUCAUUGCAGUGAGUGCAACGCGGGAUCUGGCCUUGUUGGAACUCGGUGCGAGCCUCUGACGUGUAAGACGGGGCCAGGAGCUGCUUGCAAGAUGUGCCUGGGAAAAGGAGAGAGGACCGACUUUGACCAAUGCAAGUCUUGCAACCCGGGUUACGCUCUGAGCAGCGAGAAGAAAUGCGAGCCUUUCCAGUGUGCAGUGGGUGAAGGUAGUGGAUGCAAGACAUGCAGGCCGCAAGAGGCCAGGACUGAUCACGACGAGUGUGAAUCCUGCAAUGCGGGCUUCUUCCUCUCGAACUCCAAUGGGGCCUGGACAUGCGAGGCUUACAGCUGUACCACAGGUGAGGGCAAAGAGUGCAAGGUGUGCCAAGAGAAGGGUGACCGGACGGAUCACGGCCAGUGUGCAGCAUGCAACGAUGGCUACGAGCUCUUGUCCAACGGGAAGUGCCAGCCUUUUACUUGCAAGACCGGAAUGGGAAUGGGCUGUAAGGCCUGCCGACCAUCACUGAAGCUCACCGCCGCGGAUCAAUGCGCGCAGUGCAAUGAAGGUUACUUCUUGGGUGGGGACUCCAAGUGCCAUCGAUGGAACUGCGAGGUAGGUGACGGCAGCGCCUGCAAAGCUUGCUUCGUGCAAGGGCUGCGCACGGGGCACAACCAGUGUGCGCUUUGCAAUCCUGGAUACUUCAGAAACCUGUCGGACUUGAGCUGCCAGCCCUUUGCUUGCAACGUGGGGAACGGCACGGCUUGCAGCAGUUGUUUGCAGCCCGCGGAGCGCACCACGCGCGACCAAUGCUCAGCAUGCAACCCCGGCCAUGAGCUAACAGACCAGGCAACUUGCCGGCCCUAUUCCUGCAAAACUGGCGAUGGAUCUGCAUGUGUCAGCUGCAAAGAGCAGGCCGAGAGGACGGGAGAUGGCGACUGCGCAGAAUGCAACCCUGGCUACUUCAUAGCUCCAGGAUCUGGUUGCCAAGCCUACGAGUGCAACGCAACAACAGCUGGCUGCAAAAGUUGUCGAGAUCAGAGCGAAAGAAGUGCUCAGAAUCAAUGCGCAGAGUGCAAAUCCGGUCUUGAGCUGACUGAUGACUUCAUGUGCAAGUCGAGCGAUUGCACAGAGGGCUCCGGCCCUUCCUGCAAGAAGUGUGGUGAUGGUGGCGAGUGCAGUGACUGCAAUGUCGGCUACUUCCUGACGGAGGAGAAGCUAUGUCAGCCGUAUCUGUGCAGCCUCGGCCCACCACCCCUUUGCAAGACCUGCCGGGAUACAGAGAAGACGACGGCAGAUAAUCAGUGUGAAGAGUGUGCUGCAGGACAUCACCUCAGCGAAUCCCUUGCGUGUGUUCCCUACUCAUGCACCACAGGGCUGAACUCCACAUGCAAAACCUGCAAAGCGGUUGAGAAGCGCGUAAAGGAUGACGAGUGUGCCUCUUGCAAGGCAGGAUACCAGCUUACAGAAGCCGGAGAUUGCAGGGCAUUUACUUGCUCGACUGGCAAUGGGUCUACGUGCAAGACGUGCCAAGAUCAGAGCAAGCGUACUGGCAACUUCCAAUGCGCUUCCUGCAAUAGUGGCUACACAUUGCAAGAAGAUCUGACAUGCAAGCGCAGUAUCUGCGAGGUUGGAGAUCUGCAAGCAUGUAAAACAUGUGAUGCGGAUAGCCGGUGCGCCACAUGCAAUGAUGGUUUCCAGCUUACAGCCAGUCGCACCUGCGAAGCCAUCCCAUGUGAUGUUGGAGAGGGUUCCGCAUGUGCUGCUUGCAUGGAGCAGGAGGAGCGGACGAAAGUGAACCAUUGUGCCAGCUGCAAUCCCGGACACCAGCUGUCAGGUGGCACUUGCCAGGAGUACAAGUGCAUCAAGGGGUUCGGCGAUGCCUGCCGCAGCUGUGUCCCUCUGGCAGAGAGAACUGCCGACUUCCAGUGCAGCUCAUGCAAUCCAGGAUACGUGUUGGAGGAUGGAAAAUGCGUUGGGAUUGCAUGCUCGAUUGGCAAAGGUUCCGGGUGCAAGGCCUGCAGAGACCAGAGCGCAAGGACUGCCGAUGGCCAGUGUGGUGAGUGCAAUCCGGGCUUCGGGCUGACGGAAUCUUUCAAGUGCCAGCCGUACACUUGCAGCACUGGCCCGGGAAUGGGUUGCAAGACGUGUCGUGCUCCACACACUCGAAGCGCAAACGACCAAUGCCUCGACUGCAACCCGGGGCAUUUCCUCACGGACGACUUCACCUGCGCCGCCUUCAACUGUGACGAAGGAGGUGGUGCCGCCUGCAAGACCUGCAGGGCCCUGGAAGAUCGCAGCAAAAACGGCCAAUGUGCCUCUUGCAAUCCUGGCUUCAGCCUGCGCGAUGACGGCACGUGCAGGCUCUUCACCUGCCGAGCAGGACCGGGGGAACUGUGUAAGGUCUGCAGGGCAGUGGAGUCCCGAUCCGCCAACGACCAGUGCGACACUUGCAACUCGGGCUAUUUCUUGGAUGACGACUCGCGCUGCCGACCUUUCACCUGCAAGGAGGAUUCGGGGAGCUGUCGACGAUGCCUGCCCCAGAGUCGUCGUGUGGCCCACGGCCAGUGCAAGCGAUGCAACCCCGGCUUCGAGCUGACGCAGCAUAAAAGUUGUCGGCCCUACUCCUGCCAACUGGGAGAAGCCACAAACUGUGCGGAGUGCUUGGAACAGCCCUUGCGGAGCGGCGCCGACCAAUGUAAGAAAUGUCUGCCUGGGUACAGGCUUACCCACGACCUGGCUUGCGUUGCCUACACGUGCAGCACCGGCGAGGGCACGGCUUGCAAGACCUGCGCUCCACUCACGGAAAGGACCCUUGACAACCAAUGCACUUCUUGCAAUGCUGGCUACGGGCUGGUGGGUGGCGACUGCAGAUCGCUGACCUGUUCGAUUGGCAGUGGCUCGAGGUGCAAAACUUGCAGACCUGCAGAGAUGCGGACAGCACAUGAUCAGUGUGCCGAGUGCAAUCCCGGCUAUGGCCUCGACGAGUCCGGCCGCUGCUCCGCCUACGAGUGCAAGACAGGUGAUGCCGACCAAUGCAAGACGUGCAAGGCAUUUGAGCUACGCACUGGCCACAACCAGUGUGCCGAAUGUAACGAGGGCUAUGGUCUCACUCCCAGCUCUCGGUGUGCAGCAGAGCAGAUGAAGUGGCUUCCACGCUUCAGUGCAGUCAUGUACACCAAAGAAGUGGUGAAGAAGGUUUUCCGGGAGCUUGACUUGAAUGGUGAUGGCAAAAUCACUGCGGAUGAGUUCAGCAAGAAGGAGGUAGAUGCAGCAGUUGAAGCAGCACUUGGCAAGCUCGCGAUGGACAGGUUCUUCGAGUUUCAACACGACCGCAGCCCGGGGGACACCGACCUGGCUGCCAUUGACAAGGUCUUCGAAAGGUUGGAUGCAGAUCAAGACGAGCUCUUGUCAUUGCCAGAGUUCAAUGCCGGCGCUAGAAAUCGGGAGGUUAAGGCAAGCGACUUGUUCCAGUCAAUUGAUUCGGACGGCAAUGGCCGCGUAUCUCGGAGCGAGUUCUUGAAAGCGGCACAGGGGCCAGACGAGCUGCGGACUUUGAACCAAGCCUUCCGAAGAGCUGACUCUGACCAGGACGACUUUGUGUCCCAGUCCGAGUUUCUGCAGGAUGCACGUACGCACUAUCCUGGCACCUCUGCAGACGACUGGCUGACGAAAUUCGGAAAACUGGACCGUGACGCAGACGGGAAGCUUUCCAGAAUAGAGUUUCAAGCUUCGGAGGGUGAUGUGCAACUCCCAAAGCCGCGGACCUCCCUAUUUCAAUUCAGCGAACAGCAAUGA
Messenger RNA from Symbiodinium sp. CCMP2592, 6900 nucleotides. NCBI's taxonomy places the organism in Eukaryota, Dinophyceae, Suessiales, Symbiodiniaceae. The record is from the annotation of a GenBank genome assembly.